This is a messenger RNA of Cylas formicarius (sweet potato weevil), 1282 nucleotides long. It is a transcript of the gene Snm1, whose product is annotated as protein artemis. Gene Ontology annotation, molecular function: damaged DNA binding; 5'-3' DNA exonuclease activity. Bases 1 to 1161 code for a protein of 386 amino acids. The transcript has a single exon. Gene Ontology annotation, biological process: double-strand break repair via nonhomologous end joining; interstrand cross-link repair; protection from non-homologous end joining at telomere. The record is from RefSeq and is a predicted model, not a curated record. NCBI's taxonomy places the organism in Eukaryota, Metazoa, Arthropoda, Insecta, Coleoptera, Brentidae.
AUGAGUACUUUCGGCGGGAAAAUUGAAGAGAUACCUGAGAUUAGUGUGGAUCGAUUUGACGGGGACAAUUUGAAUUCCCAGGCAUUUUUUCUUUCUCAUUGUCACACAGACCAUAUGAGAGGAUUAUUUGCUCAUCAUUUUCAAGAAAAAAUAAAAAAUGAGAAAAAAUUUAUAUAUGUGUCUCCCGUUUCCCGGGCGAUAUUAAAUGGGAUGUGUCCAAACAUAUCUGGACUACUCAAAGAAUUGUCUAUAGAAUUUAGUACUUCAAUUUUAGUUAAUAAUAAAAGCAUUUCCGUAACUUGUAUACCAGCUGGUCAUUGUCCGGGAUCGGUAAUGUUUUUGUUUGAAGUAUCAGAUUGUAGAAUAUUGUAUACUGGGGACUACAGAAUUGGUACGUCAGAUAUAAGCAAGUUCAAGUGCUUUUACGACUCAUUUAAUAAUGUCAAAAGUAUAGAUAAAAUUUAUUUAGAUACAACGUUCUUUUUAAAGAAUUUUGAAUCAUUACCCAAACGGGAAGAUAGCAUGAUGGAAAUAUCUAAAAUAAUUCUAAAUUGGACAAGCCAAUCGCCAGAUAACGCAGUUAGAAUUGAUACCAAAGCUCGCUAUGGAUAUGAAUAUGCUUUUAAGGAAAUAUACGAACGUUGUAAGAUGCCAGUUCACGUCAACAAUGAAAAUUUCAAAUUUUAUUCUCUCAUCCCAGAGUUAGAUAAAGCAGUAACACAAGACGGGGCCUCUACUCAAAUCCAUUGUUGUUAUUAUAGAGACAAAGAUAUAUGCCCGUUCAUAAGCCCAAAUAAUUUAAGAACAAUUAAAAUCUCUGCGUUUCGUUGGAGGGAUUAUAAUUUUAAAGAUGGGUUAUCGGUUGCAAAUGAAAAAUGCAACUAUUAUUAUGUUUGCUAUUCGACACACGCUUCCUAUGAGGAAGGAUUGGCACUGAUAGAUUUUUUGAAACCGAAAGCCAUUCAAGCGUGCGUCGAACAUGAAGAUCCAGCUGUUAAUGAAGCAAUGAUGAAGUUGAUAAAAGAAAAAAUCGUUAACGUUACAGAAAAGAUUUUAUUAAAUGCUCCAAAAUUGUUUAAUGUGGAUAGUGGUACUAUUUAUACUAGACCAAAAAAGAUUUUAAAGAGCGACUGGAGCGUUUUGGAUUCCCCACCAAGAUAACACAAAAAUUGCAUUUUUUUUCCAAAGGAACCGUUGUAAACGGUUUCAGAUUGCUGGUUGUAUUGCUACUUUAAUGUAAAUACAAUUUUGUGCAAUAUUAAUAUAUGCUGUUUUUUCACUC